Sinocyclocheilus anshuiensis is the source of this 1439-nucleotide messenger RNA. Its product is annotated as elongator complex protein 6-like. Gene Ontology annotation, biological process: tRNA wobble uridine modification. The coding region runs from base 248 to 1063 and encodes 271 amino acids. The transcript has 8 exons. The record is from RefSeq and is a predicted model, not a curated record. NCBI's taxonomy places the organism in Eukaryota, Metazoa, Chordata, Actinopteri, Cypriniformes, Cyprinidae. Gene Ontology annotation, cellular component: elongator holoenzyme complex.
CGCGUUUUCGGAAAGAUUGUCCUUUAUGCGGUUUCCGUACCCACGUUGACUAGCAUAACAGGCAAGCGUGAAAUAUUUCUUCGUAUUUAUUUGUAUAUAUUUUUAAAGAAAACGAUGUAACUGCAGACGGUGCAGUCGUGUUUUUCUUAACAGCAUGAGAAAUACUGAAGAAGAUCUGGAGAAAUAGAGAGGAGAGAGCAGCAUAUCCUGCUCAACUGUAGUAAAGUUAAUCUCUUACCUCACAAACAUGUUUCCAGAAUUGAACAGUAUUCUCAAUUCCACUCCAGACAGUUUCAAAUCGAGUGACUUUAUCCUAGUGUCAGACAGACGAGCUGAUGCAUCAUUCCUUAUUCAUCACUAUCUGUCUUUCUAUUUACGUGCUGGCUGCAAGGUGUGUUUUCUGGGUCUUGUGCAGUCCUUCAGUCACUACAGUGCUGUCAGUCAGAGGCUGGGAGUGAGUCUGGCACAGGCAAGAGAGAAGGGUCAGCUCGUGUUUCUUGAAGGACUGAAGGAUUCUGUUGGAGUUUUAUUACAGGAGGACACCAGUCAGGAGACACAACCUUUGAGUUAUGUCAGGUCCCCAGGUGCUGGACUGGAAGGUCUGUUCAGAUUUGUGGAAUGUUCUAUGCGUCAGAGUGGAGAUGGUGAUGCUGGUGAAUCAUGGGGUCCUCCAGUGUUACUCAUAGAUGAUCUCAGUGUGCUCCUGAGUUUAGGUGUUAGUGUUGGAGCAAUACUAGACUUUACCCUCUACUGCCAAGCCACCAUGUGCUCUGAGUUGCAGGGAAAUAUGGUAAUUCUGGUGAGAUGUGAGGAGGAGGAUGCAGAUGAUGUUGAUGAAGAGGGAUCAAACCUGCUUCAGAGGGGACUAGUUCAUCAGUGUAACUUGGCUUUACAUGUAGAGGGGUUACCCACGGGCUACUGCAGGGACAUACAUGGGCAGAUGGAGGUUUGGUGGAGACAGAGAGGAGAGAACAUCUACAACCAACGAAAAAUAUUUCACUUUAAAGUUCACGAUAAAGGAGCAUCGUUUUUUGCUCGAGGGACUUCUAGUGCUGUUCUCUAAGUUUUCAAAUGAAUAUAUAAGUUUUCACAUUGAAUCUCUUACUGAACUAAUGUCAUUAUUUAGUUUGUUAUAUAUAAAUACAUAUAUUUAAUACAUCACCAGUUGCCGUUGAUUUGUUCACUUGUUUGCAUUACUUGCUGAGAUAACUUAGUGUACAAAUAUAAUGGGUGCUUGUAAACGUACCAACAUGUAUACAUGUACAUCAAGAGCUGGAACAAUGAUGCUAGUUGAUGUCAUUGUUUAAAGAGACACAAAAACAAAGAAGAGCUCAAGGAAAAUCCAUACUUAUAAAUAAUAUUUGAUUUCUCACUGAAUGUGAGCUAAAAUACAAUUUCACCAUACGUUUGAAGACAAAUGCACAAGUUUUUAUUCUUCU